AUGUCCAUCACGCGCAAGCUUGCUCCAAGUCAUUUUGUUUACACCGCUGAUAAAUUUCCGCUAAAACCGUGUCAGGAAUUCAAUGAUUUGGGCAUAAUAUUUGAUGCGAAGCUAACGUUUCUCGAGCACAUUGAGACUGUUACGAGCAAAGCAUACAAGUGCUUGGGCUUCAUAAUCAGGAGCUGUAGAGAUUUUAAUAGUUCAAGGACCAGGAUUCUGUUGUACAAUUCAUUUGUCGUAGACGGUCUCUGACUGUCGAACACGGAGGUACCACCCGGUGGAUCUCGUAGGCGGAGCCAGAAUGUGUGCAUGUUGCAUGCACACGUGUUCCCUCGCCAGAGUCCGUGUG
Molecule: messenger RNA, 349 nt
Organism: Acanthoscelides obtectus
Lineage: Eukaryota; Metazoa; Arthropoda; Insecta; Coleoptera; Chrysomelidae
Source: the annotation of a GenBank genome assembly